CAAAGCGUUUAGGGCGAGUGCACGGCGCUCCGGCGCCAGCUGUGCAGGGCAGGGCUGGCGGGGCCGGUGCCCGGCUCCCCGGAGCGCUCCCGCUCCUGCGGCGGGGACACCGAGCGCGUUACGCAAGUGCCCUCGGCAGAUGCCGCCGCAGCCGCACCGCAGGGAAGCAGCACCCCGCCCCGCGGCCCGGCCGUGACAGCCCCUCACCCCCGCACGGCUCCGCACCGCCCGCCCGGGCGCAAGGGCCAGGGGCGCGCAGCUGCGGCUGCGGCAGCGGGGCGGGGCGGGGCGGCGCGGAGCGGGGCGGCGGGGACCGGCCCCGGCGGGGCGCGGAGCGGAGCGGAGCGGGGCGGUCAUCUUCUCAAAACCACUGAAAGCUGAAGAUGGAUAUUAAGCAUGUGAAGGACUAUAUCUAUUGGCUGUACUACCAGUACCUACUGAUCACCUGCAGCUAUGUCCUGGAGCCCUGGGAGCGAUCCAUGUUCCACACCAUCACUGUGACUGUUUUCGCUAUGGUGGUGUACACAGCUUAUGUCUUCGUCCCCAUCCAUGUCCGCCUGGCUUUUGAGUUCUUCUCCCAGAUAUUUGGAGAGCAGCCUGAAAGCACGGUUUCCAUCGUGAACUGAAUUUGCCAGAGUAGGGAACAGCAGCUUUUGCAACUUGUGAGAUGCAGUGUCUUCUUCACUUACAUGUAUUAAUUCUGAGGCAUUUUUGCAGCUGUGAAAAUACCAUUUUCUCUUACAAAAUAAGCCUGCUUAAUUCCUGUAACUGAAAAGCAGAAUAAUGCACUGACUACUAGCUGCACAGUUCCCAUUAAAAGAAACACAGGCCAGCUUUUGCUGUGAGAAAAUGAAAAACAUCACUUGGAAUGCCACAUUUACCUAAUAUUCAACCGGCUCCCACUUUCAGCACCCUAAUUUAAUCACACUGGCACAUAUAAAACAGCAAAGACCGUUUAUGAUGGCUGUGAGGAGCGGUACUAUCCUCAUUAUGCACUAAGAAGUUCUGCCAACAGAAUUCAGUGGCAAAACAUACCACGCCUUCUUUGACCCAGGUUAGAGAAUAUAAAGACAUGAAUAUAAUACAGCAUGAUUUGAGUAUUAAUAUCUGGCUGGCUAUUGACUUCUGUUAUUUAAUGGAUGGCAGAGGAAAUGAGAAGCAAAAGUAAUACGAGUAUGAACUUGAAUCCAACUUUUUGCAUCAAAGUUGCUUCAUCUGAGUUUAGAUAGUCUAAGAUAGUAAAAACAUACUAUAGGUAAUCUUGCAGUUUACUGAAAAUGACAGAAAGACACAGAACUGGCUCUGUUUCAGUGCACUUCUGCCUUCUCUGAUCAAAAACCGAGACAUCUUUUCUUUCUGCUCACAUCCACCAAGGCAAGCAAAGUGCAUGUCUGCACCAGAGGAAGACAAUCCAGAAAACAGCUGAAGUAAUAUUUUCAUAACUGCAGGGAAGUCUGAGUGCUUAAAGAGAUCUCCUUUAUAAAGAAGAAAUUAGAUUUAUUAUAAUUGCCUGUAGGGAGUUUCUUGAACAAUGGAAGUUUUGUUUGGUUUUCACUCUACACCUAAAUCAAAUGUGAAUGCCAAAUCAUAAGCUAUAGCUAUACAGUGCAUGUAUCUAACAGCUGAUGCUACUGUUAUUAGAAGUGAGAGGUGCAAAAUGUAAAUAGCUUUCAAAUUAUGUUUGCACAGUUAUAGGAUUAUAAAAACCCAACUCAUAACUUCUUUACCAAGCUGCAGUGGGGUCCUGCAUGCUUAAAAGAACACUGUUUGGAAACUGAGACAUGUUUUGACGGUUGAACAGAUCUGAACAUGUGUAUGCAGUUUUUUCAGAGAAAAAUAAAAUUUUAUUCAUCAGAAAUAACAUUUCAGUGCAUGACUCUGCUCUUCCUGUGUUUUCUAUUUGUUCAUAAAUACCCAGGAUGUGUGUGGGCCAGGCUGACACCAUGGCAGACAGGCUAUUUUGUUGCAAAUGUUUCAGGGUAACAUUUCAUACCCCCUUAAAUAAACCCCUGUGUGGACUGCCAUGGUCAUCCUCCAGCCCAAGACCUCUCCUCCCUCUGGUGGUGGGGGGGGAAGAAAAGAAAAAUACUAGAAAGUUCAUCGCAGAUCCUGCUCUGCGGACCUGCUCAGGAGGUACUGAAGGCAACUCUUAGGGAUGCACAGGUCUCCUGCUUGUCAGAGGCCAUGUUCAUCAUAUCCCACUUCCUAGCUGUGUUCAGGUUCUGGCUCACACCUGAGGCAUUUGUUCAUAUUGCCAAUACAAGCAGAUCAUGGAUGCGCCCGAAUUCUCUUGCAGACAGCCAC
Messenger RNA from Falco peregrinus (peregrine falcon), 2304 nucleotides. It is a transcript of the gene SPTSSB, whose product is annotated as serine palmitoyltransferase small subunit B. Gene Ontology annotation, cellular component: serine palmitoyltransferase complex. Lineage: Eukaryota; Metazoa; Chordata; Aves; Falconiformes; Falconidae. The transcript has 2 exons. Gene Ontology annotation, molecular function: serine C-palmitoyltransferase activity. Bases 384 to 626 code for a protein of 80 amino acids. The record is from RefSeq and is a predicted model, not a curated record. Gene Ontology annotation, biological process: endoplasmic reticulum organization; ceramide biosynthetic process.